This is a messenger RNA of Etheostoma spectabile (orangethroat darter), 1416 nucleotides long. RefSeq names its product apoptosis, caspase activation inhibitor (gene aven). The transcript has 7 exons. Bases 65 to 1105 code for a protein of 346 amino acids. Gene Ontology annotation, biological process: negative regulation of G2/M transition of mitotic cell cycle. The record is from RefSeq and is a predicted model, not a curated record. Lineage: Eukaryota; Metazoa; Chordata; Actinopteri; Perciformes; Percidae.
UGUUGUAGGACACCAUUCAAUGUAACACUCAUUACGUUCAACUGGUUCAACUUUGUGGUGUCACAUGCUAAACUGUUCGGCCACAGCAAUGGAGGUUAGACCAAACAGAGGCAGGGGAGGCAGUUGGAAAAGAGGUGGUCGGGGUGCAAACGACAGCGACAGCUUUGGCGGUGAACACCGGGGCAGAGGGAGAGGAGGCCGCGGCCGGAGUAAAAGAGACCACUACCGCGGUCGUGGACGCGGGGGAAGCGCCCAUGCAGCGGUGUUCCAGCGCGGGGACCAAGAUGAAGGGGACAACUCUGAGGGGGAAGGCGACCGGAUGGAGGUGUUCUCCAGGAGGAAACUGGAGUCAAACUGGGACCGUUAUGAGGUGUCCGAGAGACCGGAACCUGACGAAGACAUGCCCACACAGAGAGGAACGGACUACCACGUCCUGCUGGGGUCAGCAGGGGAUUCGUUCACUCAAUUCCGGUUUUCAGAAGAAAAACACUGGGAGAUGGACUCGUCUGCAACCAGUCAGAUGUCGUCCGUGUUCGUGGACCUCCCGGCCCUCGCUCAGGUCCUUCAGGGGGUGCCCCUCCAUCAGAGACUGGACCUGGAGGCCGAGCUGCAUCAGGUCUCUACUCCAGUGGAGCUGCCCACUGUGACCAUCGCCCCCAAACCGGAGGUCCCCAAACCGGAGGUCCCCAAACCGGAGGUCCCCAAACCGGCCCCCUUCACUCCUCCGUCUGCACCUUUAAUAAUCCCCAGCACCAACCAGAGAGUCCCCGUGGUUCCAAACCCCGCGUCGGGCUCCGACUCGCAGGUUUCCUCCAGCGCUGCAGCGCCGCCGGAGGAUGACGAUGGGGACGAAGAGCUGGACCAGCUGCUGGGUUUACAGAAACCAGUCUCGGGUGUUUCAGGAAACCAGUUGGUCCGUGUCGCCGACGAGCAGAGUGCAGUUCCAGAGAACGCCGGUAUGGAAGUGAAGGACGUGGUACCAGAGGCAAUAGAAAAGAAGAUUGAGACAAAAGACAAAGUCAUUACAACUCCUAAGUCUGCGUCCGUCAGGCAGGAAAUGACCGAGGAGGACCUGGAGAACUGGCUCGACAGCAUGAUCUCCUGACCCCCAAGCACCAAGGAAAGGACUUGACAAACUGGACUUUGGUUUGGAAUUCAACCUUGAAAACCAAUUAUAAAGUGUACAUGUUGGACAGAUGUUUGUUGAAUGUUGGAGUUCCUCUUUCACCUGGGCUCUGCUUUAUACUUAUUACAACGUUGUGGUCAUAUGUUUAAAAGACCGUACAUGUUUGUGAUAUUGUGUCCAAAUGUACCUGCUGCACAGGUUUCAGAUGAAGAAUUCUCUGUUCAUCAUGAAAGUUACACAACACUGUCAGAGGAACUCGGCUGAAAUAAAGGGACGGACAGAUAGUGAAA